AUGAUUAACAAUUACGAUAUUUCCUUCAUCAUAGAACCAGUCGAAAAAAGGGGAGGACUUUUUCAAGGUUCCAUCAUUACUGCAACGAAUAUGAAUGCACUAAAUUAACACAAUAUUACAUGCGUUCUCUCAGUUUGUUCUGAAUUUAAAAUUUAAUACGGUCCAGAGAUCAACAAUCUAAUAUUAGAUUGCCAUGACACUCCUCUUUUUGAUAUGACUCCACUUUUUGAACAAGCUCAUGCGUACUUAGAAUCGUCUAGACAAUACACUAAUGUUUUAGUCCAUUGUCAUGCUGGCAAAUCAAGAUCAACAGCUAUUGUUGUCUCCUAUUUGAUGAAAAAAAGAAACCUUAAUCUAGAAUAAGCCUUAAUCUAUGUUAAAUAUUAGAGACCCAUAGCUUCUCCUAAUCCAGGUUUCAUUAAAUAACUUUUAUUAUAUGAGCAAAACUUGUAUGGUAGAAUUACUUCAGUCUUAACAGAGUCAAUAACUCCCUAUUUCCAAAUACAAUAAUAGUUGUAAGCAAUGUCACCUACUAAUACUCCUUCAAAAUAAAGAACAUCCAUUUAAGUUUUAGAUAAUUAUUCUGAUACAAAAAGACAACCUUUAAAUUCUCCCAUUCGAUCUAUUCCUGCUAGCUUCCCAUUAAUUGUUUAAUCUCCUCCAUAAUAAAAAUCAUAAGCCACUCAAGAAUUGCCCUAAUUUACUACCCCUUAAAUACAAAAAAAUCCAAAUUAAAAUGCAUUUUCAUUUCAGUAACCCAUAUCUAUUCCAUUCACUGUUCCAAUAUCUAAAGAAAUUGUUUCUGCAGUUAAGAAAAAUAAUGAAUAAUAAAAAGGUGAAUGA
This is a messenger RNA of Paramecium tetraurelia, 843 nucleotides long. RefSeq lists its product as uncharacterized. Gene Ontology annotation, molecular function: protein tyrosine/threonine phosphatase activity; MAP kinase tyrosine/serine/threonine phosphatase activity. Lineage: Eukaryota; Ciliophora; Oligohymenophorea; Peniculida; Parameciidae. The transcript has 2 exons. Gene Ontology annotation, biological process: negative regulation of MAPK cascade; protein dephosphorylation. The record is from RefSeq and is a predicted model, not a curated record. Gene Ontology annotation, cellular component: cytoplasm.